Molecule: messenger RNA, 2406 nt
Organism: Durotheca rogersii
Lineage: Eukaryota; Fungi; Ascomycota; Sordariomycetes; Xylariales; Xylariaceae
Product: Dynamin central region-domain-containing protein
Exons: 4
Coding region: 1-2406 (801 amino acids)
Biological process (GO): peroxisome fission; mitochondrial fission
Cellular component (GO): microtubule; cytoplasm; peroxisome
Molecular function (GO): GTPase activity; GTP binding; microtubule binding
Source: RefSeq, a predicted model, not a curated record
AUGGCGGCCUUAGGGGACGACCUGCUGCGGAUCGUGAACCAGCUGCAGGACCUGGUAUUUAACACUAUCGGCACGGAUUCUCUCGACUUGCCUCAGAUCGUCGUCGUCGGCUCCCAAUCUGCGGGCAAGUCUUCGGUGCUAGAAAAUAUUGUCGGCCGCGAUUUCCUGCCCCGAGGAAGCGGUAUCGUCACUCGCCGUCCCUUGAUUUUGCAAUUGAUCAACGUCGAGGAGGAUGAGACGGAACCGGACGCGCACGCUGCGUAUAGGAAUCCUACGCAAGCUCGCCGUUCCGAAUGGGCAGAAUUCCACCAUAUACCAGGUCGAAGAUUUACCGACUUCGGUGAUGUCAAGCGCGAAAUCGAAAACGAGACUGCUCGUGUCGCCGGCAGCAAUAAGGGCAUCAAUAGACAGCCCAUUAACCUGAAAAUAUACUCCCCCCAUGUUCUCAACUUGACUCUAGUUGAUCUGCCGGGACUCACCAAGGUUCCCAUUGGCGAUCAACCAGCCGAUAUCGAGAAACAGACUCGAACUCUCAUCUCGGAAUACAUUGCGAAGCCUAACAGCAUCAUUCUCGCUGUCUCGCCUGCGAAUGUGGACAUCGUUAACUCGGAGGCUCUAAAGCUUGCCCGGCAUGUCGAUCCUUUGGGCCGGCGGACCAUCGGGGUUCUUACCAAGGUGGACCUGAUGGACCACGGCACCAAUGCGUUGGAUAUCCUCUCCGGCCGAGUCUAUCCACUGAAGCUGGGCUUUAUCGGAGUCGUCAAUCGAUCUCAGCAGGAUAUCCAAGGCAACCGGCCUAUGGAGGAGGCCCUCAAAGCCGAGACGGAGUUUUUCCGGCAUCACCCCGCCUAUCGAAAUAUCUCCAUGCGUUGCGGGACGCAAUACCUAGCCAAGACCCUGAACCAGACCCUCAUGGCACAUAUCCGGGAGCGUCUACCGGACAUUAAGGCACGUCUCAACACCUUGAUGGGUCAGACCCAACAGGAGCUGGCGAGCUACGGCGAUAUGCAUUUUAGCGGGAAAGAACACCGAGGGUCCAUGAUCCUACAGCUCAUGACCCGAUUCGCCACCUCCUUCAUCUCGUCCAUCGAUGGCACCUCGACAGAAAUAUCGACCAAGGAGCUGUCUGGAGGUGCGCGAAUCUAUUACAUUUUUAAUUCGGUAUUUGGUAGUGCGUUGGAGUCGAUCGAUCCGACCUCCAAUCUCUCCACCUUGGACAUCAGAACCGCCAUUCGCAACUCAACCGGCCCCCGCCCAAGUCUGUUCGUGCCGGAAAUGGCCUUUGACCUCUUGGUCAAACCGCAGAUCAAGCUCUUGGAGCUUCCUAGCCAACGAUGCGUCGAGUUAGUCUACGAGGAGUUGAUUAAAAUAUGCCACACUUGCGGCUCAACCGAGCUCUCCAGGUAUCCGAGGCUCCAAGCCAAGCUGAUAGAAGUCGUAUCGGACCUCCUGAGAGAAAGGCUCGGACCAGCGUCGUCGUAUGUCGAGUCUCUCAUCGCUAUCCAGCGUGCAUACAUCAACACGAAUCAUCCGAAUUUUCUGGGGGCCGCUGCCGCCAUGAGUCACGUAGUCGGCAAUAAGCAAGAUCGUGAGAGGAAGAGGCUGAUACAAGAAGAACGUGAUCGGCGGGAAAAGAGACGGCUCAAGGAGCUUGGUGCGAACGGAACUGAGGCGCAGGAGGAAGAUGAAGAUGCCGCUCACGAUAGAGCUGACGGCCCUCAACCUCGGAAGCAGGGCGGGAUGGGUUCCCGAAGCAUGUCGCCCGCCGUCCGUGAAAACGGGAACGCGAGUAUAGCCGUCGCCAUGAAUGGUGGACGCCCAGGCUCACCCAACCGAUUCAACCCCCAAGCGAUCGGAACCGCUCGGGAUUCGUUUCUGAAUUAUUUUUUCGGCAAGGACGGUCCGUUACCGCCCCAAGGUGCAGGCCUCCCUUCUUCCCUCCCGCGUCACGUUAGCCAGGGCGCGGAGCCCACUUUCAGUCAAAGCAUCCGACGGGGCGAAGAUAGAUUAGCUCACAGACCUGUAUUGCCUUCCUCGUUGUCGCGUGAGGAGGAAAGCCCCAAAGCUGCCGGCUUCGGUCUUGGGCCGCAAUCUGGUGAUGGCGUGGAGCCAGCAUUGAGCGAACGCGAAGCUAUGGAGACGGAGCUUAUCCGGGCACUGAUAUCCUCGUAUUUCAACAUCGUCAGAGAAUCUAUCGCCGACCAAGUCCCCAAGGCGGUUAUGCACCUACUCGUCAACCACUGUAAAGACGGGGUCCAGAACCGGCUGGUGAGCGAUCUCUACAAGGAGACGCUCUUUGAAGAGCUUCUCUACGAAGAUGAUGGCGUGAAGAAGGAGCGCGAGAAGUGUGAAAAGCUAUUGCAAACGUACCGGGAGGCGGCCAAAAUUAUCGGCGAAGUCUUAUAA